This is a messenger RNA of Pomacea canaliculata, 3924 nucleotides long. RefSeq names its product protein YIPF4-like. Gene Ontology annotation, biological process: endoplasmic reticulum to Golgi vesicle-mediated transport; vesicle fusion with Golgi apparatus. Lineage: Eukaryota; Metazoa; Mollusca; Gastropoda; Architaenioglossa; Ampullariidae. The record is from RefSeq and is a predicted model, not a curated record. Gene Ontology annotation, cellular component: trans-Golgi network; membrane.
GUCAAUGUUAUUUAGACAGCUUUACAACUCUUGAAACAUGGCGAACAUGUUUACAAACCAAAAUCCUCGAGCUAAAAAUGUUGCGAUUAAUAUGGAAACUUAUGUACCUUCUUCGCAAUCAGAAAGUUCCUCUACUGUUCCACCUGAUGAGUUUCAGUUUAUCCCGCAAGCUUCUAAUGAAGUAAAGGUGGAUGGAUCUAUCAAUUCAAACACCACUUCUACAAGGACUGAUGGUUAUGGUGUUGUUAGGCGUGGUGCAGCUCUAAAUUUCCUUGAGAAUCGAGGUUUUGGUUGGCUUUUGGAAGAAGAUGAGAUAGAGGAAGAAGAUCAGCGAUCUCUCCUGGAGGAGCUGGAUAUUGAUCUGAAGGAUAUUUAUUAUAAAGUACGCUGUGUUCUGUUUCCUUUACCACAGCUAGGCUUUAAUCGCCACAUUCUUCGAGAAUCACCAGAUUUCUGGGGCCCCCUUAUCAUCAUUCUUCUUUAUGCCCUAGUUUCCCUUUAUGGGCAGUUCAGAGUUGUGUCUUGGAUUCUUACUAUUUGGCUGUUUGGUGCAUUCUUGGUGUUUCUGCUGGCCAGAGUCCUUGGAGGAGAGGUUACAUACUCACAGUGCCUUGGCGUCAUUGGUUAUUCUGUUUUACCACUCGUCAUCAUAGCAGCAUUUCUUCCUCUUGUCAACUCAUACUUUGUUAUCAGAAGGACAUUACAAUUACUGGGAGUGAUGUGGGCAGCAUACAGUGCAGGAUCCUUGCUGUGUGUGGAAGAGCUACAGCAAAAAAGAACACUUCUGCUUUAUCCUGUUUUCCUGUUGUAUAUUUAUUUUCUUUCACUGUAUACAGGUGUUUGAAUUGCGUCCUCUUUUACAUCUAUACUUCUAGAUGUGGGCCCAAAUGGUGAUCUGCUGUAGCUUUUAGUUUUUGCUUUUUUUUUCAAAAUACACUCCAGGCAAAUCAAAUUCUAAUUUGAAAGAGUGAAACUUUUUGCUUAUGGAUGUGUCUUGGGCAGUCAUGUAUGACACUUAACAUACUAACUCCAGUUAUCAUCAAAACUGGGUAUGCUGUAAGUUCACUGCCUGUAAUCCUAUAUGUAUGCGUUAAGACAAACAGAUGUUUUAUAUCAAAACAUCUUAUACAUCCAAGCUGCUUGUUAUCCAAACUUUGUAAAUACUGAAAGCUUACAUGAGUUGGAAAAAAGAUUUAUGGAGGGGAGGUUGGUGUAACAGUAAUUGAUGUGUGCAGGGGACAUGGCAUUUUUAGUCCAGCAAAGAUAAUAUGGUGAAGUGUCUAAGUGCCCAUCCCAUCUGCUUACUGCAGAAUAGACCAUCCUUGAAGGGAAGGAGAGAUUAAAAUUUCUGCCACACAACUCAUUUCCCUUGACUCUGUGAUCUGUGAUGUGAUCAAUUAUGAUGUGAAAAUUAGCCCUGUGCAUGUUGAAAUUUUGUCUGCUAAGCAUUCUUUUGUUUGGAGCUACUGGAAACGUGUUAGAAUGGAGAACAUGCCAAAGUAAGCUAACCAAACAUUUGUCAAGGAUUGGAAAAAGGGUGUGGAUUUGCAUAGGAAGGCCAUCCUUUCUAUUUACACACACACCCCCCUGCCACACUCUGCUUUAUUUAUAAGAUUGUUUUUGCUUCAAGCAUUUAUAUAUACAGUAUUGUAUAAUGUCAGAAACUAUCUUAUCGAGCAUGUUUAUUUAAAUUCACUAGCCAAUGAAUUUUUGGGAGGACAUUGAUGCAGAGAUACAAGUAGGACUGGCACAUUUUUAUGUUAGAAAAGCAUAACGAUGACAGUAAACAUAUCCCUGAAAAUGCACUUAUAAACAGUUAUUCUAAGCUUACAACAUCAGUUUUUAAGACAUCCUAGAUUUUUUUUUAUUUUUCAGUGUAUUAUUGCAAACAACAAUGUUGCACUGUCAAGAACGGAAAUAUCCCAACAUAUAGCUUUACUUGAGAUAUUAGUAUAAAACACAUGUUAAAUAAUAAUUCAAUUUUCAGCUUAUUAUUAUUUUUACAUUAAAUAUGAUCACUAACACCCACUUGAAAUAAAAUAAUUUUUGCCAUAAAAUUAACAAAGCAUUUGGAAAACUAGAAAUUACAUGCAUUUUUAAGGGAAGGAAGGGGAGGUUUAUUUGUUACCCCUUCAUCAGGGAAAAAAAAAAAAAGAGUUCAAGGAAUAUAACUCAGCGCUCAAGUGCAGCACUUUCUUCCCUUAUCUGUUUUGGUUCCGGUUAAAAACUUAAAAUUAUCAGAAACUCCCUUACACUGACAUAGUAAAUGUGCACCAUGUUGGAAUUGACACAUCAGCUCAGUUCAGUUAAAAAGGAGAAGUUAUGAUGGAAUAAAUUUGCUUCCAGUCAUCCAAGAUCUUUGUAGCUGAUAAAACUCUUUGGAUGAGAGAAUCAUUGAGCAUUCAUUUCAUUUUGUUUUUUUCAUCCAGGCAUAUUAUGUUAGAAUAGAUUCUACUCAAAUCGAACAAGCACCACUGUUUUGGAUUAUUAAUAUUAUCAUCUUCAGGGACUAAAAAUAUAACAAGAAGAAAAUUGAAUUUUCAAAUAGAUGCAGGUUUAAGACAAUGAACAAUUUAGGCUCAAGAGGUUUAGUGGUGGUUUACUAAGCAAUCGCUAGCAGUCUUAGUCUUUGUGUUACUGGUGUUGCCAAUAUAUGAUGAUUGUAGUGAAUAAUCUUGUAGGAUCCUUGUCUUUUGUAAUUUUUUCAAACUAUGUCAGUUUUCUAAAAAACUAUAUGCUUUUCAAUGGGAAAUUUGAAUCUUUUAAGACUGACAACAUGCUUAGAAAUGCAGGAUAUAAAGUUUUGUUUGCAUAACUAAGCUGUUAUUCAAGAUUAUGUUCAAAUUAGAGCACAACUGCUUUUGUUCAUUUGAUACAACCCACAAAUGUCUUUUUCCCCCAGCCACAAUUUUAUAGUGACAUUAUAGUUUGUGUUAAGAUGAGAAUGCUAGGAUUUGGGUGGCUUGUAUUUUAUUAACAAUGAAUUGGAGUAAAUGCUGAAGUUCUGGAAAUAUUUUAUAUUUUUGAUGUUGGAAUUGUAGUAAAUUUAUAACUUUUUAAAUGUUUAAUAAUGCAUUGUGGUAGUUACGAGAAAAGGUACUAGUUUAGAUUUGGCAGAUUUGAAUGCCUUUGUGGUUUUGAGGAUAAUAAGACAUUAUUGUAUAUCAUAAAACAAUGUGGGAGAUUAUAUAUUUAUGUUAAUAUGACUUAGAAGUUCAGAUUUAAUAUGUUAAAUGAAAGUAAAUAAGCUGGAUGUGAAAAAAUGAGAGUGAUGUCUUUCACCUAAUUGGUUGAGGGGACUAUUUUUUUCGUUGUUUUGGUCUGGAUCUAGGUUGACUUUGGUGUUUCCUGUUGCCUUCUGAUCUCAAAACCAGGAACACUUCAUUUUCACAUCUAUGGGACUAGUGCUUCAUUUCAUGCUUCAGUACAUUUUUAGAUUUGAAUCAGUGCAUGUACAAGAAAGACAUUGUGGUCCGUAUGAGAAGUAUGUUUAUUAUGCCCCUGGCUCUGUGGAUUUUCUUGGCUCUUGUCAUAACUUAUAAUUCCUUGGUUUCAGAAUUAACAGCCUUGUACCACUAUUGGUGUAUCCUAUUUUUGUAAAAUCUUUUGAGCCUGCCUUGAAGAUGAGGAAAUCACAUCGUCAUUAUUAUUAUAUGCACUCUUUGCCUUUAUUUCUCAGUUUACUCCAGUAUAAAAUUCCAUUUAGUGAUUGUUGUUAUGAUAUAAGUUUAUGCUGAGUUCAGUAUUCUUUGCUAUUCGGUUUUCAUUGAGAAACUUGAGUGCAUGCAUCUAAAGAUUCAUGAUGAAUUAUUGUUCACCAAGGAACAAAGUUAUACAAUGAUAGUUGUAGCACAAAGAGCUUGCUCUCAUGGGGUUUUAUUGGUAUGAAACUGGCAGAAUAAAGAAGCUAUCAACAAGUACUAA